CCCGCCCACGUCCUCCCGAUUGGCGGGGGCGGGAGAGGCGCGCCCGGUGCGCAGUCGGAGAAGCUGGGGCUGGACGGCUAUCCUGAGCUCUGCCCGGGUUCCUGGUGGCAUUCCCGGAGCUGGACUGCUGCUCCUACCAGCCAGGAGCGUCCGCCGGUUCCAGCUGGCAGACAGUGCGCCUCUCCCUGCAACCCCAGGGGCGUUGGCGGCUGCUCAGAAGCGUGGAUGUGUUUACAAGAUGUGAAUUGUGUUCUCAUCACCUUCACCUUCUGAGGGCUUCUUACGCCUCAUGGUGACAGGUGCAGAUCACCACGCCGAAGGGCAUUAUGAAGCCCGUGAAGAAGAAACCCGAAGAACCUGAGUUGGAGCCUCUAUGCUGCUGCGAGUACAUAGAUCGCAAUGGGGAGAAGAACCACGUGGCUGCCUGUCUGUGCGAUUGCCAGGAUCUGGAUGAAGGGUGUGAGAGGUGGAUUACGUGCAAAUCCCUGCAGCCAGAGACUUGUGAAAGAAUCAUGGACACAGUUUCUGAUCGCCUCCGAAUUCCGUGGCUUCGCGGAGCCAAGAAAGUCAACGUGAGCCUCCUGCCCCCGCUGGUCCUGCUGCCCGUCUUCCUUCAUGUGGCCUCCUGGCACUUCCUCCUGGGUGUGCUGGUGCUCACCUCCCUCCCCGUGCUGGCCCUCUGGUACUACUACCUCACGCACAGGCGCAAAGAACAGACUCUCUUUUUCCUCAGCCUUGGACUGUUCUCGCUGGGCUAUAUGUACUACGUGUUCCUGCAGGAAGUGGUCCCCAAAGGCCGCGUGGGGCCCACCCAGCUGGUCCUUCUCACCUGCGGCUUAUUGCUGAUACUGCUGGCCCUGCACAGAGCCAAGAGGAACCCAGGCUACCUCAGCAGCCCUGCGGGCAGGGACGGGGCGCCUGGCCACGGCAGCCACCCUGAGGGCCUGCCAGGAAAGGGGCAAGAGCUGCCCAAAGGUUUCCCGGGAGCAGAAACUGCAGGAGGCCUCAACAAUCGCACCCUCAAGGAUGACCUUAAGGGCCCCUCCCGGAUGCUGGCUAGGAGCCCCAGCAAGCCGAAUGAGGACUGGUGUGCCAAGUGUCAGCUGGUGCGCCCGGCGCGGGCCUGGCAUUGCCGGAUCUGUGGCAUCUGUGUGAGGAGGAUGGAUCAUCACUGUGUCUGGAUAAAUAGCUGCGUUGGAGAAUCAAAUCAUCAAGCAUUUAUCCUUGCCCUUUUCAUCUUCUUGCUCACCUCGCUGUACGGGAUCACACUGACCCUGGAUACCAUCUGUAGAGACAGAAGUGUCUUCACCGCUCUCUUCUAUUGUCCUGGAGUUUAUGCCGAUUACAGCUCGGCUCUGUCCUUCACCUGCGUGUGGUACUCUGCGAUCAUCACAGCGGGCAUGGCCUACAUCCUCCUGAUCCAGCUGAUCAACAUCAGCUACAACGUGACGGAGAGGGAAGUCCAGCAGGCCCUGCGGCAGAAGACAGGGCGUCGGCUCCUCUGGGGGCUCAUCGUGGACACAGGCCAGUACAACCGGGGCUUCCUGCGGAACUGGCAUCAGUUCUCCAUGCUGGGCACGCGCAUGUUCCCCCACCCUGCUGAGGACAUUGUCUGAAGUGCCUUGUGUUGCGCUGCCCUGAGGGACUGCUCCACCCUCGGUAUCCCUUCCGUUUCACAUGCCCGUGUCCGUGCAGGCUCUUCGUGUGUGUCCCUGCUUUCUCAAAGGUAUCACAGGGCCACGCUCAGGGUUAGAGACUGGACCGGGGAGAAGGGAAUUUUUCUGACUUUACAACUCGAGAGAUUUUUUUUUUUAUAUUGAUGCAGUGUAGAGCCAUUCUUUUCCUGUCACCUUAUCAAAUGGACUCAGUUGCCAAAAGUUGACAAGGAUGUGGAUUGCUAAUGCACACAUGGAUUGAAGCAAUUGCCUUCCAUGAAUGGGGGCAGAGAGUUUUGGAUUAGGGUAGUUUCUAGUCCCUCUUUGAAUCUUAAUAGCCAUGUGACCCUUGGUUGUGUCACUUUCCCAAGUCUCAGGUUCAACUGCAAAGUGGGGUACUCAUGCCUGCCCUGCCUCAUGAAGCCGUUGUGAGGGUCACGUGAG
Messenger RNA from Ochotona princeps (American pika), 2099 nucleotides. It is a transcript of the gene ZDHHC23, whose product is annotated as zinc finger DHHC-type palmitoyltransferase 23. The record is from RefSeq and is a predicted model, not a curated record. Gene Ontology annotation, molecular function: protein-cysteine S-palmitoyltransferase activity. Gene Ontology annotation, cellular component: Golgi apparatus; endoplasmic reticulum. Bases 327 to 1616 code for a protein of 429 amino acids. Gene Ontology annotation, biological process: peptidyl-L-cysteine S-palmitoylation; protein targeting to membrane. Lineage: Eukaryota; Metazoa; Chordata; Mammalia; Lagomorpha; Ochotonidae. The transcript has 5 exons.